Messenger RNA from Rhipicephalus sanguineus (brown dog tick), 1284 nucleotides. RefSeq lists its product as uncharacterized. The record is from RefSeq and is a predicted model, not a curated record. NCBI's taxonomy places the organism in Eukaryota, Metazoa, Arthropoda, Arachnida, Ixodida, Ixodidae. The coding region runs from base 134 to 1114 and encodes 326 amino acids. The transcript is spliced from 4 exons.
CUACAACACCUGAACGCAGGGGAAUGCUGGGAUUGCAGUCGAUAGUUGUAUAUAUACUGGAUGCCGUCGCCGGCUCACAGCACAACGCCCUGCAGUACAGCGUUGCGGAAAGGGACACACGGGAUCCUCCACCAUGCACGGAAAGGUUCUGGCCAUCGCCGUCUGCCUGCUCGGCUGUGCCGUUCAAGGACAGGCCUAUUUUAACCUGGGAUGGGGAGGCUCUAGUGGCUUGCUAGGUGGUGGCUAUGGAGGUCUUCUGGGAGGAUACGGUGGACUUGGCGGUCUCUAUGGCCUCGGUGGAGGAUUCGGUGGAGGAUUCGGUGGACUUGGCGGUCUUUAUGGCCUCGGUGGAGGAUACGGUGGAUAUGGCGGUCUUUAUGGCCUCGGUGGAGGCUUCGGUGGACUCGGUGGACUUGGUGGGCUCUAUGGGGGUUCCUAUGGCCUGUCCGGACUCGGAGGCCUCUCAGGCCUCUACGGAGGUUAUGGUGGAUUGAGUGGUCUUUCUGGUCUCUACGGUGGUUACUCUGGACUUGGAGGCCUGUCAGGACUUCUUGGCGGAUACUCUGGCUUGGGUGGCUUGUACGGCGGUCUCGGAGGCGUACGUGUGCUCGGUGGUAGCUUCGGAUACCCUAGUUUCCUAGGCGGCUAUUCUGGCCUUAGUGGUCUCUCAGGAUUGUAUGGAGGUUACUCAGGACUCGGAGGCCUUUCAGGCUUCCUGGGAGGUUACCCUAGCUUCUCUGGUCUGUACGGCAGCCCUCUGAGCUCAUUCGGUUAUGGUUCCCUUGGAGGCUUCGGUUCCUACGGUAGCUCCUUUGGAUUCCCCGGAUAUGGUGGAUGGGGCAGUUACCGUCCAUUCGGAUAUUACGGCUCAUUCGGUCCUUCUUUCUACGGAGGCUUCGGACCUAGCUUCGGAGGCUUCGGAGGCUUUGGGACCUUUGGAACUGGAACUACAUCUGUUGUAGGCCCAAGCACAAGUGUUGUUUCUACACCAUCUGUUACUGGAGUUGUCGGAAAAGCUACCGCACCAAACGUCGGCCUCGUCACACCCCCUGGCUUGGCUGCCCUCCCCAGCGUCACUGUGACUGGCUCAAAAGGACUCAAGACCGUAGGGUAAAUGCUGUUCAAGUGCCCGACAUAUUGUCAACAACACAUCAAUCACAUUCAUAGUUGAUGAACCACCCUACAAAAUAAAUAAUAAAGAAGCGAAGAAACACCGGCUGUAAAAAAGUACCAAGACUGAUAACUAAUUUUUCGAAAAUAAAACGAAAAAAAGUUUAAUUGUGA